Molecule: messenger RNA, 1157 nt
Organism: Oldenlandia corymbosa var. corymbosa
Lineage: Eukaryota; Viridiplantae; Streptophyta; Magnoliopsida; Gentianales; Rubiaceae
Source: the annotation of a GenBank genome assembly
CAAUAUUCCCUCCGCCCAUUUACACCCGAUUUACAUAUCCACAAUCUCUCCUCCUCUUUCAAGCGCGACGAACAACAAACCGACCACACACGCUCGAUCGACCCCGUGACCGGGCGUGAAAUUCAUCACCUCGAUUCAAUUCAGUUCGGUAAAUAAAAUCACGUUUUAGUUUGUUCCUAUUUCUCUCAGUGGAAAAUUGUUAUUACCAUUUACUUUCCAGUUGUUUGCUGUUAUUCGAUUUGCUUGAUCUGUUCCCUUUCUCCGUUCACACUUUUGCUUUUGAUUACUAUAGGAGGAUUAAAAGAAAAAAAAAGUAUGUCAGGCAUGGAGGAAGUCAAAGAUCAUGUAGUGGGAAAUGCAACUGAGGAUUCCGAAAAAGCCAUGCCAUCACCGAAACAGGAGGAAGAAGUUGUCAAGAAAAAGUAUGGAGGUAUUGUGCCUAAGAAGCCACCUCUAAUCUCAAAGGAUCAUGAGCGUGCUUACUUUGACUCUGCUGAUUGGGCUUUGGGAAAGCAAGGUGCAGAUAAGCCUAAAGGACCACUUCAGGCACUGAGGCCAAAAUUACAGCCAACACAACAACAGACUCGAUAUCGCAAGUCUCCUUGUGCUCCAGCAGAUGGUGAAGAGGGAACCACUGAGGAAGCAGCUGCAAAUGAAUGAGAACCUUAUUUAAUACAUUCGAUGUUACUCAGCUGUUGAUUGUCACCAAUAUGGCUAUAGUUCAGUAAAUUUCUGUUGUUUCAGAAAUAAUCAUCUUGAGUCUCUUCUGAUGUACCGUGCGUCCGCUAUAUCCAUUGUGAAGUUUGAACAUCACCCAAUGUUGUUCCUGAUGUAGGAUAUUUUUUCCCCUACCAUCUGUAUGAGCAAUGAAUCCAUCAUGACGGUUUUUACCCCUUUAUUUCAUCUACUUGAUAGCAUUUGAAAGGUGGCUUGUUUUCUAUGUCUCAUCAACAGAGAGUUGUUGUUGUUGUGGUUGCUGUUGUUUUUUUUUUUUUUUUUGGGAAAAUGUGGGCUCCUAAACCACUUUAUGUUUGGAGUAUCUAUGAUAUUGCUUCAAAAGAUUAUCAACUGGACAAUUCAUGUUGCGUCGGUCUUCGAUCAUCUGAGGUUGCUUACUUUUAUGGUUGGACAAAAAUUACCUUUUCUUUCUUUUUGUU